Messenger RNA from Ornithodoros turicata, 597 nucleotides. RefSeq names its product tigger transposable element-derived protein 4-like. The coding region runs from base 1 to 597 and encodes 198 amino acids. Lineage: Eukaryota; Metazoa; Arthropoda; Arachnida; Ixodida; Argasidae. The transcript has a single exon. Gene Ontology annotation, molecular function: DNA binding. Gene Ontology annotation, cellular component: nucleus. The record is from RefSeq and is a predicted model, not a curated record.
AUGUUGAAGCCACGCAAGCUGAGGACUUUCACUUUAGCCGAGAAAUCCGAGAUAAUUGAAUCUGUGACCUGUGGGAAGCUAUCCAGGCCAGCAGCAAUGAAGAGGUAUGGCAUUCCCAAAAGCACGUUGUCGCGUUUGCUGUCGUCGAAGGACACCAUUCUGGCGUCACGAGACGACAGUCUUUUUAAGCCGUCGUGUAAGCGUAUGCGCACAGCACAGCACGUAAACAUGAAAAAAGCUUUGUUGUUAUGGAUUAAGAAAGCCAGAGCCUCGAAGCUGCCACUCAGCGGUGCCAUAAUCAAGGAGAAGGCGCAAGAUAUUGCUUUGCAACUCCGCUGCACGGAUUUCUCAGCUAGCGAUGGGUGGCUGUCUAGAUUUAAGAAUCGUCACGAACUCGUUUAUCGGUCUGUGGUAGGCAAAAGCAAGGAUGUUCCCCGUGAAGUUUGCGAGGAUUGGCAAAGAGGACGUUUGCGGGAGCUGCUUGAACAGUAUCAACCUCAAGACGUAUACAACGCCGACGAAACUGGUUCUUCUUCAAAGUUUUGCCAGACAAGACAUUUCAUUUCAAGGGAGAACCUUGCUGUGGAGGCAAACUAA